CAUUUCUGUAGCUGCAUAGCAGUCUUCAUUCACCGAGUUAACUGAGCCCAGGCAAAGCGAAUCGCUAUGGCCAUAAUUUCAGAUUAUCAGGAGGACGAGAACGAGACGAAGCCGAGAUCGAAUUCAAAUCCGUCAUCGUCUUCUUCAUCUAAAACGCUGUCGUUUAACGCGACGUUCGAUCCAAGGAAUCCUAUAGCGAUUUUGGAGAGGCUGUUCGAUUUUCUGGUGAAGGAGACCGACUUUAUGGCUGAAGACACUGUCGAGAAGCAAAUCGCGGCUGUGGUGAAGGCGGCCAAGGAUAAGGUUAAGAAGAAGAUGGCCGGGGAAAGAGAAAGGGAAGCUGCUUUGGAAGGGAAUGAGAGCAAGAGGCUGAAGGAGGAGAAGAAGCCUGAUGUUAAGGAGGAGAAGAAGGUUGAGGUCAAAAGGGAGAUGAAGGCCAAGGUCAAAGAGGUGCCAAUGGAGAUCGAGAAGGAGGAGGAGAGUGGCGCCAGAGGGGCAGUUCCAAACAAAGGUAAUGGCCUCGAUCUGGAGAAAUAUUCUUGGACACAGACCCUACAAGAGGUUAAUGUACUUGUUCCAGUCCUUGUUGGUACAAAAUCAAGGUUUGUUGUAUGUGACAUAAAGAAAAACCAUCUGAAAGUUGGACUGAAGGGUCAGCCUCCUAUAAUUGAGGGAGAACUUUAUAAGCCUAUCAAGGUUGAUGAUUGCUAUUGGAGCAUUGAGGACCAAAAUACCAUCUCAAUUCUUUUGACCAAGCAUGACCAAAUGGAAUGGUGGAAAUGCUUGGUGAAGGGAGAUCCUGAAAUUGAUACGCAGAAAGUUGAACCUGAAAACAGCAAACUAUCUGAUCUGGAUCCUGAAACACGGCAGACUAAUGAAAGAAAUGAUUGUAUAUUUGUUGAUGAGCAGCAUGAAAGGAACUGCUACACUGCACUGGAUAUUUUAAAUAUGACAGAGGAACAGAGUGAGGAUUUCCCUGAACAUACAAAUGAUAUUACCUCAGUAGAAUUGGAUUCUCAACAUGCAAAAGCGAACAUUACAUAUUUACGUCAUCAAGUGAGAAGACAAAAAAAACAUCCCAGCAGGAAGAAAAGCUGGUUGGAACAAAAGCAGAGCGCACUAAUGGUGGUGGCAUCACUAAUAGCGACCAUGGCUUUCCAAGCUGCAAUUGGAGUUUGGAAAGAGGACUUACAAAUGUCAACACCAGAAUCAGUGUCACAUAGCGCAGGCCACUCUAUAAUGGCUGAUAAGUGCCCAAGACGAUAUACUCUCUUUGUCAUCUAUAAUACAACAAGUUUUCUAUCAUCCAUCAGUGUGAUCUUGUUACUAAUAAGUGGUUUACCUUUUGGGCCGAAGUUUUUCAUGUGGAUUCUGAUGGUAAUCGUGUGGAUCGCUAUUACAUCAACGUUAAUAACAUUCUCAAUCUCCAUAUCUGGUGUCUCUAGUCCUGAUCAUACUCUUAUUCCUGUGGUAGUUGCUAUAGGCAUGGUCAAGGUUUCAAAUUGCGGUCGCAGUCACGUUCACAGUCGUGGUCGCGGGUAA
Molecule: messenger RNA, 1542 nt
Organism: Hevea brasiliensis (rubber tree)
Lineage: Eukaryota; Viridiplantae; Streptophyta; Magnoliopsida; Malpighiales; Euphorbiaceae
Product: protein BOBBER 1-like
Exons: 2
Coding region: 67-1542 (491 amino acids)
Biological process (GO): protein folding
Cellular component (GO): cytoplasm
Source: RefSeq, a predicted model, not a curated record